UGUAUAGACAUACUAUAUAUGUGCGCACACAAACAAACGGUCUCAUACUCUUCUGGAAAUUCUUUUAAGACAGCUACGCAGUCUCUAUAUAUUUUUUACUACAGUAUACAGUACCGAUAUAUCGGAGAAAGCGCCCACACUCUUUUACACACAGAUAGAGAUAUGGCUUCCUCCAGCAGUCUCCUAACUGAAGAGCAGUUCCUGUGCUCUAUCUGUCUGGAUGUGUUCACUGAGCCAGUCACCACUUCAUGUGGACACAACUUCUGCAAGGCCUGUAUCACAAAGUACUGGGAUAGCAAGGACCUGUGCCAAUGUCCACUGUGUCAGGAGAAGUUCUACAGACGACCUAAGCUUCGUGUCAACACAACUUUCAGAAAGGUUGUAGAGACAUUUAAAAACAGGAGAGAUAAAGAUAGAGAUGGGCCCCCUCCCAAACCUGGAAAAGUGGCCUGUGACGUCUGCACUGGGACGAAGCGCAAGGCCCUGAAGUCCUGCCUGGUGUGUCAGACCUCUUACUGUGAGACUCACCUGGAGCCUCAUCAGAUAGCCCCACCCUUAAAGAAACACAAACUGAUCAACCCUGUGGAGAACCUGGAAGACAGGAUGUGUAAGAAGCAUGACAGACUCCUGGAGUUGUUCUGUAGGACUGACCAGACAUGUGUGUGUCAGUUCUGCACUGAGGGAGAACACAAGACUCAUGACACUGUCCCUAUAGAGGAAGAGUGUGGAGAGAGGAAGGCUCAGCUGGGGAAAACUGAGGCAAAAGUGCAGCUGAUUAUCCAGGAGCGACUGAAGAAGCUUAAAAAGAGCAGACUCUCAGUAAAUCGCAGCAAGAGAGAUGCAAAGAGAGAGAUAGCAAACAGUGUACAAGUCUUUAAUGCUCUGGUGCGCUACAUUAAGAAAAGCCAGGCUGAGCUGAUUGAGGUGAUUGAGGAGAAGCAGAAAGCAGUAGAGAGGCAGGCUGAAGGGUUCAUUAAAGAACUGGAUCAGGAAAUCACUGAGCUAAAGAGGAGAAGCACUGAUCUGAAGCAGCUCUCACACACUGAGGACCACCUCCAACUUCUCCAGAGCUUCCUAUCCCUAGAAUACAAACCUCCACCAACCAAGAACUGGUCUGAGAUCAGUGUUCACAGUGAUCUGUGUGUGGAGACUGCGAGGAGAGCUGUGUCUCAGCUGGAGGAGAUACUGAAUAAAGAGAUGGAGAAGCUGCCUGAAGUCAAACUGAAGAGGAUUCAGCAGUAUGCUGUGGAUGUGACUCUGGACCCUGAUACAGCAUGUUCCAUUCUCAUCCUGUCUGAAGAUGGGAAACAAGUAAGAACUGUAGCCAUACCACAGAAUCGUCCUGACAAUUCAAAAAGGUUUGAAGUUCAUCGAUUUGUCCUUGGAAAGGAUGGCUUCUCCUCAGGAAGAUUUUACUAUGAGGUGAUUGUUAAGGGGAAGGCUAGAUGGAAUUUAGGAGUGGCCAGAGAGUCCAUAGACAGGAAGAGGAAUAUCACACUGAGUCCUGAGGAUGGACUCUGGACUGUGACCCGAAGGGAUGAGAAUGUUAACUGGAUCUCCCCCCCUUUCAUCCUCUCCUUGAGAAAGAAGCAACAGAAGGUGGGGGUGUUUGUGGACUAUGAGGAGGGUCUGGUCUCCUUUUACAAUGUGGAGGCCAAGUCUCAUAUCUACUCUUACACUGGCUGCACCUUUACAGAGAAACUCUUUCCAUUCUUCGGCCCAUCUGAUAAUGAUGAUGGUCAAAACUCAGCCCCUCUCAUCAUCGCUCCUGUCAAUCAUACAUACUGAUUAAACAAUGCAGAGGGAGCAGUUAAUUAACUAAUUACAUUCACAAAUCAUUAAAUAUAUUUAGUCAGCUUACAUGACAUGUGAUUAGAAUUUCCAUGGAUGUCCUCUGAAAUCUCAUAACGAAUUUAAAAUUGAAACUUCUUUACUCUUUAAGAACAGAUUGAAUAUUACUGGGGGAGGGGGUGCCACAAAAUAGGGGAGGGUUGUCCAACCUUUAUUUUCUUUGGGUAGGGCACAGGGGAGGGUAGUGCAUUUUGUCCCUGGUUUACAUUCGCCAUUUUUCUCAUAUUUUCUCUAAAUACACAAUGUCUUGACUUACUUUUGAUAUUACCCUAAUUAAGUUUAGAAACAUUUGGGGAAGGUUUGGUAUGGUGUGGCUAUUAAGCUUUAGCUACUGCAGGCCAAUGAUAUGAACGCAGUGCACCCCUGUCACGUUGUAUAAAUGAUUGGAGACAGGCGCAGGAAUACGUAAUAGGGCUUUUUAAUACUGCACCCAAAAUUACAACAUGCCUUUAAAAGGCACGGGGACGAAGCCCAAAACACACACUUAUACAAAACACAGGGAUGUAACCCAAACAAUAGACCGAGGUUAAACCUCUAAUAAAUACACAGGACGAGACCCGUUAUACACUACACGGGACGAGACCUGAAAUAACAAGUGCAUCUUACACGCAGCAUGAAAGCCGAAACAUUAAAGCAUAGGUACUCACAAGACCAACGGACAUGGGAACAUUAAUCGACCAAGACAAUGGAGAACAGAGGGCACAUAUAAACAAUCACUAAUCAGGGGGAAUGGGAACCAGGUGUGCCUAAUGAGACAGUUCAGUGAAGCCUAGAGACUGGCAACGUAGACCUCCGGAACUGGUGCACAGAAUGAGCAGCAGCACCAGGGGGACCCGUGACAGCCCCGGCGCUCCAACUGACUUCAACUGUUGAACUUGAGGUGAGGAGGACUGAUUCAGGCCUACCAGAGUUACUCCUUUAUCUAUCAAUAUAAUGUUUAUCUUUAUGCAAAAUAUUUGGAUGUAGCAAAAUUCCUCAAAUGUCCGGUAAAUUUAAAUCUUUCCUGUCAUGUAGUCCGGCGUCAAGUUUUCCUAAAGGAAACUCUGAUUUUGCAUAUUGUUUUUAUGAAGAUUUUAGAAUAUUCACAUGAAAAUCUGUGGCUAAUUGGAUGGAAACCUAGCUAUAGACACCCUAAAGACUAGUCCAUUGUCAGUUUAAUUAUGCCUGCACAUCAUGACUGGCCUGUUCAGGUCAAGUUACCAUGGAUCACAGUCCUACAGAGACACCCCGCACUCCCGCAGAGGGGGAGAGGUAGAAAGGGAUUGAUGGGGGAGAGGGGGGGGUUAUGACACCUCAAGCCAUUGUAAAUCUUAAGGCAGCAGACGAAUCCUUUGUCCUGUCAGUGGAGGAUUGGAAUGUAUGGUGGGCCGAUGGAGAAUCUACCUCAGAACUGUAGCAUGCAAUAAAUGGACUUUGGUACAUAUUUUAUCAGCCGAAAUGGUGGUAACAAUGAUAGAUGAAAUUUGAAAAUGAAUGUCGUUUUUGUUAUGUUAAUAAUAGUUAAAUGACAACGUUAUAACGGAAAAAUUGUAACUUGAAGAGUUUUCAUAUAUGGAAAUGAUGUUGCCAUACUGUGCGUUGUGUAGAAAAUAUCCAGAUCAAGGAGAAUAUUUUUGUAUCAAUUAACUAUUAUUUUAGUUGUCUAACGAGAGCAUAGUACAUUGUGAUACCUUGCCUCGUAACUAGAUAUGCCCCAGAGAACUUGUCAUAAAGACAGAGAUGCCCCUUUGUGACCCGGGGGUAUGAAACAUAUGAGUUAAGAAUUUACAUACCAGACUAAAACGGACCACAGCUGCAGCUUGAUUUAAGAUAGUCAUAACCCCACAAACGCAAGAGGACAAAGGACCUCUUAACAAUCAAGGCUACGGUUGAUUACUGUAUCUACGAAAGGGGAAUUCAAGAAGAUCCAGCUAGUUUUUCUCUUCAAAUCAUCGGUUGUCUACACGGCCCUUCUACCCAAGCUGGGAGCGACGACACGGCUGAUUAUCCUCCUAGGAAGUCCACUCACACAGAACGAGUGCAAGGAAACAGACCACUAAGAGGAAGUACACUGACAUCAUGUGGACAAUCAGAGUCUUACACCUGGUAACGAAGGAGACGCCUCCAUCGGAGAAGGCCUCGUCGAAUCGCCCAGUAAGCAGAACUCGGUCCACGAAGAGAUACUUAACGGAGACCUUCAACAAGUAAUUACAUCAUUAUAAUUCUGACCCAUAAGAGCGGCAGUUCGGGGCAAGGUGUCAGGGCUAAACUAAGCAUAGUUUACAAAUGUAUCCAAGUGUGCUUUUCUCUGGUGCACUCUCUCUCUCUCUCUCGCUCUCUCUUUCUAAAUCCCCAUCUUGUGUAACACAUGUCAUAUUGUGUUGGUCCGCUAGGGACCUAUUUCAUUGUAUUAAGUUCUAGUCAAUAGCCUGGACUGUAUGUUUGUGUAUGUGUAUCUUAUAUUAUUAUUUAGCUUGUUAGUAAAUAAAUAAUCAUUUAGUGAGACCCGGGUUUGUGCAGAUUUAAGAAUUAUGCAACGCUCAGAAUGAGACUUAAGAGGAAAUUAAUUAAUUGCUGACUGCUGUGAAAUCGUUACUCUGAUAUUCGUUGAGUUAAUUUGGGAAACGUUAACUCAUUAAACAAACUUUUCUCAUGGUG
Molecule: messenger RNA, 4488 nt
Organism: Salvelinus fontinalis (brook trout)
Lineage: Eukaryota; Metazoa; Chordata; Actinopteri; Salmoniformes; Salmonidae
Product: E3 ubiquitin-protein ligase TRIM39-like
Exons: 2
Coding region: 19-1788 (589 amino acids)
Molecular function (GO): zinc ion binding; protein binding
Source: RefSeq, a predicted model, not a curated record